Messenger RNA from Chanos chanos (milkfish), 2172 nucleotides. It is a transcript of the gene eif4ba, whose product is annotated as eukaryotic translation initiation factor 4Ba. Gene Ontology annotation, molecular function: RNA binding. The transcript has 15 exons. The coding region runs from base 58 to 1932 and encodes 624 amino acids. NCBI's taxonomy places the organism in Eukaryota, Metazoa, Chordata, Actinopteri, Gonorynchiformes, Chanidae. The record is from RefSeq and is a predicted model, not a curated record.
CGUUCCAGAGCAGUUGACGCCUCCAUCCGGGGAUGUGACACGCAUUCGUUCUCCAUCAUGGCGGCGUCAGCUAAGAAGAAGAAUAAGAAGGGGAAGACCCUGACUCUGACUGAUUUCCUGGCAGAGGACAGCGGGGGAAACCUGCCCCCCAGUUACCCCUCUAACAAGCCCACCAGCUGGGCAGAUGAAACGGAUGACCUAGAGGGUGAUGUGUCCACCUCCUGGCACACGGAGGAUGACGUCUACCGUGCUCCCCCUAUUGAUCGCUCCAUCCUGCCCACGGCCCCACGGGCAGCUCGCGAGCCCAACAUUGACCGCUCUCGUCUGCCCCGGAGCCCGCCCUACACGGCUUUCCUGGGAAACCUGCCCUAUGAUGUCACUGAAGACUCCAUUAAGGACUUUUUCCGCGGUCUCAGUAUCAGUGCUGUGCGUCUCCCAAGAGAGCCAAGUAACCCUGAGCGUCUAAAGGGCUUUGGUUACGCCGAGUUUGAUGAUGUGGAGUCUCUGCUGCGUGCUCUCAGUCUGAAUGAGGAGAAUCUGGGAAACCGGAGAGUCCGUGUGGACAUUGCUGACCAGUCCAAUGAGAAAGAGAGGGAUGACCGCUCUAUGGGUGGACGAGACCGGAAUCGUGGAAGUGAGGGUGGACCAGACAAAACCGACUCCGAUUGGCGAGCGAGGCCAAGUGGAGAGUCUGAUGAUGGACCUCGCAGAGAUGACUCCUACGGAGAGAGAUCAAGAGACCGCUAUGAGUCAGACCGAUAUCGAGAUGGGCCUCGUCGUGACAAUGAUCGUUACGAUGGUGGCAGAGAUCGAUACCGUGAUCGCUAUGACGAUCGGGACCGCAGAGAUUAUGAUAGAGGUUAUGACUCUCGCGGCGGAGGACGUCGGCCGUUUGGCAGUGGCUUCCGGCGUGACUAUGACGACAGACGGGAUGACUACAGAGGAAGUGGAGAUCGCUAUGGGGAUCGCUAUGGGGAUCGCUAUGGAGACCGUGAAGAAAGAUUUGAAAGGCGGGAUGAGAAACGCGAGGAGAGAGGCCCUCCCCAAAGACCCAAGCUGAACCUGAAGCCACGCAGCAUUCCUAAAGAGGAGGACCAGAGCAGCACCUCCUCCGCCCAGUCUGGCCGUGCUGCCUCCAUAUUUGGUGGAGCCAAACCGGUGGACACGGCUGCUAAAGAGAGAGAGGUGGAGGAACGGUUGAAGAAAGAACAGGAAAAACUGCAGAGACAGCUGGAGGAGGACAAGGGUAGAGGACCUGAGCGCAAACCUAGAGAGAGGCAUCCCAGCUGGAGAAGCGAGGACCAACCAGCAGAUCGCUCUCGGACAGGAAGUGAAUCAUCACAACAGGGCGGCGUGUCAGGCAGAGGUUCCCGACGCCGGGAGAGUGAACGCUCGGUGGAAAACGAGGUCUUUAGUGGCCGUGAAGAGGAGCCAGCUUCACCAGUUGGCCACACCCCCUCUAAGCAAGAGGCCCUGCCCCUAAAGGUGGUCCCAGCCCCACCACCUAAGGAGAACGCAUGGGCGAAGAGGAGUGCACAGAAUACAGCAGCCAAUGAAAACGAGGCUCGGUCUGCUGUCUCCCCUAGCAGCACCACACCCCCAAAACUCAGCAGCUCAGCAGAUGAGAAGCUGACCCAGAGAGGGAAAGAUGAGAACAAGGCUGAUGGUGUACGUCGGGACCGGGGCCCCCCACGGGGGCGUGGUGGGGCCUCGGGCCCCGGGACAGGCAGAGGCCGUGGAGAUGCUGCCAGCCGUGACCGGCGGAAGGAGGCAGACAGAAAGGACGGCAGAAGAGAGAGAGAUCUCAGACCAGCACCAGAGCCAAAGAAAUAUGAGGAACCUCCCAGUCCUAAAUUCAGCUCUGCCAGUAAGUAUGCAGCCUUGCUGAUGGAUGGGGACCUAGCGGAUGAUGCAGAAGAGAGUGUAGAAUGAGAGACGGAUGGAUUGAGGCGAUGGUCAAGCCAAUCAAAUCUUCAGCUUCUUUGAAACCGCACUGAGGGACCCCCUGCUUGGCACCCUUCAGUGAAACCCACCCUUCCCCCCCCAGAACCAAUUGUUUUUUUUUUCUGGACUGAGAGGAAUUCUAGCAAAAUACUGGACUUGUUUUAAAAUAAAAGUGGGGAUUAUGGAAAGUUGAAUAAAUUGAUUAUAACUAAUAAAUGAGUGGGGUAU